Phalacrocorax carbo (great cormorant) is the source of this 3481-nucleotide messenger RNA. Lineage: Eukaryota; Metazoa; Chordata; Aves; Suliformes; Phalacrocoracidae. The record is from RefSeq and is a predicted model, not a curated record.
GAUCUUUCAAGAAAACUUCACAACAUUAAAACAAAACAGGAUUGGUGUUGCUGUCAGCUGAGGAAGGGUCUGGAGGUGAGAGGCUUUGGUGUGACACACUAAGGGCUUUGCAGGAUCAUGUUUACCUGUCGCCUGCCUUGGUGGAGAUCCAGCGCUACCUGCAAGCCGUGGCAGUCGGGUCACGUUCUGCCUUGCCUCUGGGAGACAUGCCAACCACCGAGUCGUAAAGGAAUCCACAUGACUGCGGGGCAGGGGCAACAGGUUGGCAUGCAGGAGAAACAAGUGUUAGAAGAUUUGGAAAUGCCCCUUGCAAGGAGAGGAGCCGAGACCCUUUUCCAAGAGCAGCCCCAAACUGGGAACCAGUAUUUGGAAGAUGCUUUGCUUCGGAGUUACUUGAAAACGCACCUUCCUCCCAAGGUACUGGAGGAGGUGAAUCAGGACCUGGAGAGAUUUGGAAACCUUCUGCUAACCAAGAUCAAACCUCUAGGAUGGGAAUGUGAGUUGAACCCCCCUGUGUUUCGGCAAUACGACGCCUGGGGGCAGCGGGUGGAUCACAUCGUCACCUGCUCGGCCUGGAGGAGGAUGAAAGAGAUAGCAGCAGAAGAGGGGCUGAUUGCUGAGGCCUAUGAGAGGAAAUACUCCAGCUGGAGCCGUCUGCAUCAGGCUGUCAAACUGUACUUAUUUUCAAGCUCCUCUGGAGGUUUCAACUGUCCGCUGGCCAUGACUGAUGGGGCAGCCAAAGUCAUUGAGUCACUAGGUAUUCCUGGAUCUCUGAAAAAUGCUUUUGACCAUCUGACAUCUCGUGACCCCAAAAAGUUCUGGACCUCUGGCCAGUGGAUGACCGAGCGCAGGGGAGGCUCUGAUGUUGCUAACGGCACCGAGACAGUGGCCAGAAAGCAGCCAGAUGGCACAUAUCGCCUCUAUGGUUUUAAAUGGUUUACAUCGGCUGCUGAUUCUGAUGUGACAUUAACCCUGGCCAGGGUGGCGGAUGCUGAAGGACAAGUAAAACAGGGUUCCAGCGGCCUGUCCCUGUUCUUCCUGAAGGUUCGAGAUGAGGAGGGGAAGCUGAACAGCAUCCAAGUGCAAAGGCUGAAGGACAAGCUGGGCACGCGGCAGAUGGCAACAGCAGAGCUAUGGCUAAACGGAGCUAAAGCAGAGCUGAUCUCUGCAGAGGGUCGUGGAGUGGCCUCCAUCUCCAACAUGCUGAACAUAACCCGGAUCCACAAUGUCAUUGGCGCUGUAGCCUCCAUGAGAAGGAUGAUCAGUCUGAGCAGGGAGUACGCCCGUAGGCGGGUUGCCUUUGGGAAGCUUCUCAAGGACCAUCCCCUACACAUGCAGACGAUAGCCCGGAUGGAGGUGCAGACCCGAGGGGCGUUUCUUCUGCUUAUGGAAAUCGUUCGUCUGCUUGGACUUGUAGAAACCAACAUGGCGAGUGAGCAAGACCAGCUUCUCUUGAGACUGCUGGUACCAGUCGCCAAACUGUACACUGGGAAGCAGGCUUCUGCUGUUGUUGUUGAGGCAAUGGAGAGUUUUGGAGGACAAGGUUACAUGGAGGAUACAGGUUUGCCGGUCAUAGUCCGCGAUACUCUGGUGCUGUCCAUAUGGGAGGGAACAACAAAUAUCCUGUCACUUGAUGUCCUGCGAUCCCUCACCAAGAGUCAGGGACAGGUGAUGGCUGUGUUCUUCUCCACAGUGCAGAAAAAACUGGAGCUGGCUUCGAGCACUGCAAAACUGGAACGUGCCGUGAAGCAAACGCGGGACGCCAUCAGCAGCCUGGUGCAGUUCAUGCAAGCAGCUGGUUCAAAGGGGGCAGUGACCGUGGAGCUAGCAGCAAGAGACUUCUCCUAUGCCCUAGCAAGGAUCUAUGCAGGAGCUCUUUUAGUCGAACAUGCGGCUCGGCCUGAUGCUUCCUCCACAGACAUCGCCGCUGCUCGCAGGUGGUGCAACCAGGAGCUGUGCCCUGUGGCCGCGGAGCUGGAGAACAGCAGCUACGAGGCUGAGGAAGCACUCCUGGACAGCGCGCUGGUGUACGAGGGCAGCCCUGCCUCCAGCAGCAGGCUGUGACCCACCAGAGGCAACUGGGAAGUCCAACCCCUGGGGGAAACAGAAGAAGGGUCAUUCCAUGGACCUCGGGAGCCAGUUCCAAGCGAUGCCAGCGAUGGAACCUCGCUGCGGGCGCCUCUAAGGACUGUGCAAAACCUGACUCGGAUCCUAUGUCAGAGUGCGCCUUCACUGAGCGCUGCCUGAGCGUCCCCUUCCAGCACAGCCCAGUAAAACGCUGUCCGCUAACUGACUCUGGACAUGGUUUUCUCAAAACCUCCCGCUGAGUAGUACAGGAUCUAUGGCCGGGACAAUUACAGACUAACCACAGAGUAUCUGCACACGCCCCUCUGUAAACGAGCUCUGACCUGUUCAGCUUUCCUGCAGCUGGCUCUUGCCCAUUGCAGCCUCCCAGCAGCUCAAAACCUCUCCCAGCACAGGCUCAGUCCCACACCGACGGCCCUUCCUGGGUAGCAGCAUGGCUCCUAACACCCUCUUCCCCUCCACCACCGAAGAGCCUUUGGUUUUCCAUCCCAGGUGCUGCCACCACCAUCCCUCACCCCUACAAUUAAGCUGCGAUCAACUAAGCGCUGCCCAGCCCGUAAGAUCGCUGCCGCUGAGCAACUUCUGUGCCACCACGCGCCAGGACUUGUGCCACCUCCACCGGCAAGGAGAGGCUGGCCUUGCCGCCGUCCUACCUGGGGACAAGGGGGGCCUUCAGUUCUCAGAGAUUGUCUUGCUCCUCAGCCACUAAUACUCUUUGCUAGACUCCCGAUAAGCCGUACAAAUCGCCUUUGCAUAAGCAGAUUGUUUUACAGCGUGUAAGACGGUACUAAAGCUGCAUCUUGCGAUAGCAGCUCUGCUCUCCUUCCAUGCUCUCGUGCUGUUUGAGAGCUGUAACAAAAGAGGACAGGACGUUCAUUAGGAAGAAUUGAUCACUGGGAAAUGAGCUUCUACAGAACACGUGCUCCUCCAGCAGCGCUGCCAGUCCGCUGACGUCCCUGCCACGAAGCCCUUCUGCACAAUAAUGGCUCCACACUACAUGGAAGUUAAAAAGUUCUCCAACUCCCUCCACCAGUGGCAGGAGAGACGCGCGGGGUUUUGCUCAGCAUUCCCGAAGCAGAGAACGCCCGAGCAGCGCAGGGGCCAGGGCCGGGAGCACCGGUGUGCACGUAACGUCUGCAGCUGCGCCAUGCUACAACGCAGUUACUGAAAAAAGCACUUGGAAGUAACUCAAAUAUGAAAGAAGCUAUAUAAAAUCAAAUUCUGGUGUAUAAUUGAAAACCUGCUGUUCCUUUGCAUGUUCUUAAUAGUGCAAAACAUUAUAUUUGCUUCUUUUUUAUUCUUGAAGCUGUAAAUACUACCACCAGCUGUGCUUACAGCUCUGUCCAGAAUCUGCAGGUUUAUUUGAUUAAAUAAAUACUGUGAGAUUAUAAAGCAA